This is a messenger RNA of Oppia nitens, 2974 nucleotides long. RefSeq names its product germinal-center associated nuclear protein-like (gene xmas). The transcript has a single exon. The coding region runs from base 95 to 2974 and encodes 959 amino acids. Gene Ontology annotation, biological process: mRNA export from nucleus. NCBI's taxonomy places the organism in Eukaryota, Metazoa, Arthropoda, Arachnida, Sarcoptiformes, Oppiidae. Gene Ontology annotation, cellular component: cytoplasm; transcription export complex 2; nucleus. The record is from RefSeq and is a predicted model, not a curated record.
UAACAGUAUUUGUGAACAGCUAUUGCAUUGAAUCACGUGUUUAUUUUAAUACAAUUACUUAAUUAAUCGGUCGGACUGUCCGCACACCAGUGUUAUGGACGCCGAAGAAAGUGAAUAUCGGGUAAAACUCGGUCAGACGGCCCAAACACUGACCGAACGGAUAGCUGUGUUGGAGGCCAGAGACAAACUGAUGCGAUUGAAACGGUUGAGACAAACCGAUUUGGCCACCGCUGUGGCCAUUGUCGGCACCUGUCCGGACAUGUGUCCCGAAUUUGAACGAUACUUUCGCGAAGAUACCAAUCAGAUGUCCAGUUUUGAAUUGGACGCGGACGGCAAACCCGAUGAGUAUCGGAUGGUCAAAGAGUAUCGGCGUUCGGGCGCUGACCAGGAAGAACCAUUGGCUCACGAACUGCGACCCGUACCAGUCCUGGACGUAACAAUGGACUAUCUGUGUACUAAUAUUAUGGACGCUUUCGAUGUGAACGAUUCAGACUCGACGUGCGGCGAUUGGUACGACUUUGUCUGGUCGCGUACCCGAUCCAUACGCAAAGACAUUACUCAACAACAUCUUUGCGAUGUCCAGUCGGUAUCGCUGAUGGAAAGAUGCGCCCGCUUUCACAUACAUUGUUCGGCCACACUGUGCCAACAGGACGCCCGUGACUUUGACGCCCGUAUUAACGAAGAAAAUCUGUCCAAUUGUUUGCAAUCGUUGAAAGACUCGUACUAUGAUCUGUCUUUGCGCGAUAUCUACUGUCCAAAUGAACCCGAGUUCAGGUGCUAUGAAAUUCUUCUGCAUUUAAACGAUACGGCAAUCCUGAGAGACAUACAGAACUAUCGGCAAUCGAUUCGCGAGUCAAAUGAGAUCAAGUUUGCGGUCAAAGUGUUGAUUGCUUUUCAUAGCAAUAAUUACAUUGAUUUCUUCAAACUGUUGAAUCAGAGCUCGUAUCUGAUGGCAUGUCUUUUGCACCGAUAUUUUAAUCCAAUGCGACUGAAAGCCAUCAAAAUAUUUCGAAAAUCCUAUACAAGCAAUAAUACAUCAGUAGUUGAAUAUCCAUCCGAUUUGUUAAUCAAUUGUCUUGGAUUCGAUGAUUUGGAUGAUUUGAAUCAAUUUUGUCUAGAAGUCGGUCUUGAAUGUUGCCAACAAUUUGUUUACUUAAUUCGUGGCCAAAACAAGGUAUCGGUUAUGAAAGCUAAACGAUCUGUACGUCUGGUUGAAAGCAAGAGAACCGUUUCUGUGGGACAGAUAGUCAAUGGAAAUGUUUUGCCAUCGAAUCCAUAUAAUUCAAGACCAGUUCACAACAGUUUCGAUAUGAAUAACAAACUUAAAUCCGAUUCGUUUGAUGCCAUCGAUCAGCAAUUGAAAGCCAACAAUAAUGGUUCCAAUAGUAGUUUGUAUACUAUCGGUAAUCAAUCAAUAAAUAUGCCGCCAAUUGAAGCAUCUAUUGUACGUCCAAUUCAUAUGACUCAUGCAUUUCAAUCCGUGCCUUAUUUGCGACAACAAAAAGCACCACAACCUACGGGAUUAUCACCGAAAUUGAUUGACGAGUUGUGUCUAUCAAUUACUAAUGAUUUAUUAGAUUCAAUGACUGAACAAAAUGUUUCAGAGAUCUGUAGCCAACAAUUUAAAAUAUAUCAUAAUCUGGUUGUCGACGAUGUUGUUACUCAAUUGUUUUGCGAUCUAAUACACGAUGUAAUCUAUGAUAUGGUCAAUGAAACGGCGUCUAACGUUAUCCAAGAAGCACUUAAAACAAAAGAAUCCCGAAGAUUGGAACAACUGUUUAAUGAUAGUAAUCAAGUGUUUGAUGAAUUAAUAACCAAUGAAAUAAUAUGUGUCAGCAGUGAUGUCCUAAAUAAAUGCUUAGAAGAAGUUAAAGACAAACAAAAUGAAUUGCUAUCGAAAACAAUAUUCAAUGAUUUUGUUGACGAUAUGGUCGUCAAUAUUGCUGGCAAUGUCCUGAAUAAUGCAUUACAUGAUAGACGAGAAGUGAUUGAAUUUAUUUUUAAGCAAAGAAUAUCGCGUUUAGAGAGAAAAUAUUUUAAUCUCUGGAAGACAUUGUACUUAAAACGAAAGCGAAUCAAUUUCUUAAGAGAGACGUUUCCAGCGGCACCCAAAUGGUCGUCAACUGAUUUGUCUAAUCUAAGACACGAUUUAAAUGAUGACAAUCAACUGAUACGUCACUUGAAACAAUCGUUUUCAGAUACCGCUGAUGAUAAUGAAAAUGAAAUUAAAACACAACUAUUAUCUAAGUUUAUACUAAACUAUUUGAUUGAUGAUUACGUCCGAGAAAUUGCUCGCCAUUUGUUAGACGUGAAAAUCAGCGGUAAUGAAGAUAUUGUCGAUUAUAUUAGCGAUAAACAUAUCAAUACUUUGAUGAGUAAAUAUUUUAAUAAAUGGAAAUCAAAUUGUAAGAAAAGGAUGAGUAAUUUAGCCAUUAAAAGAUCAUUUCCUGCGGCACCCAAUUGGUCGCUAACUAAAUCAAAGUCCAGUUCAAACAUGAAAUCUCUAAAGACUUCCAUAUUAGACAUGGAUUGCGAUAAUUAUAUGAAAGUAUCGCCGAAAAGGAAACGAAUUAGCGAUGGUUUAAGUGGACAUCAUAUGAGAGCUAAUCAAUCAGAUUCAUCAAAUUUAAAGACAUUGAUCGACGAAGAGAUAAUGCAAUCAAAAUUAUUUACCAAAAAACUUAAGGAAUCGUUGAGUGAUACGUCUGCUGAUGACUUAAAUGAUACUAACGCUAGUAUUAUAGGAGUACACGAUAUCAACACUGAUGAUGAUGAUGGUGUCAAUGAUGAUGAAGAGGAAGUAAAUGGCGAACAAAUGAAUUCAAAAAAAGAAGAGACAAAAGUGGUUGACUUGUGUGAGUCGGCGACCGAUAAAAUGAAUCGUUUGAAGAGAUUGUUAGCCGAAGAAAAAGAUUAUUUUUCUUAUCAUAAUUUUGUUGACUACUUAUCUAAAUCAUCGCCUGAUUCUCAUUGA